GUAACCAACUGGAUAACAUACUGCUGUAAUGACCUGCUUAACUUUUAAGAUGAAGAGGCAACUGCUAGUGUUGCUGCUAGUUGAUGUUACUGCAGGUGUUUAUCUGCCAACCAAAGAAACUUCAUCGCUGCAAGCAAGUGCCAGUGCAUUGUUUCUAGUUUCUAAUAGUCAACUGCCUGUGAGGCACACUGUUGACUCCCUACAAGAAAACUUAGCUUCAGAAGUGAAACAAGGCUCUAUUGACAGUGAUGGAAUUUCAGCACCUAAUAAAGAAAUUCACAGGAUUAAGACUCGAUCUAGCAGUUCUGAUGGUGUAGGUAGAACUGUUACUGACUUUGUCUUCCCCAUUAAGCCCACUGCUUUCAUUCCAAAGCAGGAUGUGAAGAAUUGUUCUGUAGGUGGUACAGACUUGUGUGUCUCAAAUGUUUGGGAUUAUCCUCAUCGUUAUAUUGAAAGGCUACUGGAGAACAAAACAUCACGUUUCCAAAGCUAUUUUACAGAUGAUAUUGUACAUGUUGCAACAAGAUUUGAUUCAAGUACUGAUGAAGAGCUCACAUGUGAUGCCGAGGAAACAAUACUUUAUCCUAAAUUUGGCAAAACAGCUGAUAAUGAGAUGCUGUUCAUUAUUAAUACGGAUGAUAAGUACAGGCAAGGGAUAAGAGUAGAAAAAUGUAAGAAAACUGGUGAAUCACCAUGUAAUCCAAAGCUAGAAGUCCCGUCUGGGUACAGAACAUACUGCAAGCAGAAAUACAUUUACAGGAAGCUACUGGCCCUGCAUCCAAAUGGCGAACCAGCACCCGAUAAUUUUAAAAUUCCCUCAUGUUGCAGCUGCUUUAUUUCAAAAGAAACUGAGUAGUGACAAUGUUUCAUUACUGUCAAAGUAAAGAUAAGCGUGUAAAUAAAAAGUUAUGUAUUGUACUGAAUAAUGUAAUAUAGGUCAGUUGAGAGAAUGUCAAACGCUAUUGUUUCCUUUUCCUAUAGAUCUAAUGUAUUUUGCUAAGAAAGGAAAGAAAGAGAUGGCUAAGAGUGUCUCAACAUAAAUGUAUUUUGGUGGUACUGACUUCCAAUCUUCCAUAAGAAUGAAAAAGUAAUUUUCUAAGUAAUGGAAAAAAAAAUCAUAUUGUGUGCUGAAUUUGAAUUGAUGUAACUGAAGCUUCAUGUGCACUUACAAAAUAUCAAGUGGAAAUAUAUACCAUUUUUCUGGUUGUUGCUGACAUGGUGCAAACGAAUGUCCCUUAACAAAUGCUUCAUCUCCUCCAGUUAGGUAUUAACAACUGGCAUCCAUGGAUUGCUUUCACUUAGCACCAACAAAAAAACAAAUCUUUAUCGAUAAAGAUUGACUAAUUAUAUACAUAAGAGAUUUUUAAUGUUCUAUGUAAUUCUAUUUCUUGUGUUUUGAAAUUAUGUGUAUAUUGAUAGACUGGAAUAUUGAAAUGAAGUUUUAGAUAUAUAUUUUUUAAAGGUAAACUGUUCACUGUGAUAAACCAGUAAGUUAAAUAAAUACAAAAUAUCAGAGUUUGUAAAGCUACAUUAUAUCUUUUAUAAAUAAUUAGAUAUUAUUAUUAUUAAAUUGGUGUAAGCUAUUUUGUGUACAAAUGGUGACCUAUGUAUUUAUUGCCUGAAGUUUAAUAUGUGCAUUAUUGUUAUGCCACAAACUAAAAACCUCAAACAGAAAUAAUUCUUUAAAUAUUUGUUAAAUAAGAAACAUUUUGAAUACAGCUAUGUGGGUGUGUACCAUCAUGUAAGUGAAGAAGACUGCUGUUUUCCUUUUUGUUUUCAGUCGCUUCUAGGAAACUUUGAAAGGAUUCAUAUGUAGCACUUAUGGCUUCCUAAAACUGUACUGAAGAACAAUAGGAUCAUUCUUCUAUUCAGAAAUUGUAAUAAUGUAUUGUAUGCAAGGGUACCAUGUCCUGUGUUCUCGUUCCUUCCUCCAAUAAAUUUUACCUACAGUACUUAAUUACUGCCCCCCCCCCUCUCUCUCUCUCUCUCUCUCUCUCUCUCUCUCUCUCUCUCUCUCUCUUUCUCUCUCUCUCUCUCCCUCCCCUUUGAGGUCCAUAGACAUAUGUAUGGUAAAGGCAUUGCACUUGUGAAUUGCACAUAUUCAACUGUAAUGAUCAUUGUAACAAAGAAGGGAGUAGAAAUAGCAUAAGUAUGUUCCCAAACAAUUACCACAAAUGUAAUAGCCUAUCUGACCCUGUCCCUCUGUGCUUACGAUCAGUGUCUAAUGACCUUGAUAUUAGAUUCUAAUUUCCUCUUCUCCUUUAGCUGUGUUUUCCAUAUCCAUAAUCAAGAGACUUCUGAAAGAUAGAUUGAAUACUGAUUUGAAUGUCCCGUGUAUUUUGGACCUGCUCUAGUUGUUCCUAUUUCAGUGCUUACAAGUAAUUACUCCCCUUUUGUUGUGAAUGUUAUAAUGUUUAUUUUAUUAUUAUUAUUAUUAUUAUUAUUAUUAUUUUUUGCUUUUAUUUUGAUUAGAAAUAUAUGUUUGCUUAACUCUUGAGGUUUAUAAAUAUAUUGUUUAAGGUGAAUUUACAUUUAUUAAACUUCGCAAUGUUGUAUUGGAGAUUCAACUGUUAGUAUCGUAUUAAUGCAUAAGAUCAGCAGUACUUUGCUUGGAUUAAUCUGGUGACCAUUCUGAAUAGAUAUACACAACUGACUGAACCCAAGGCAGUAUUUAUAGAUCUCUGCUCUGCAUACAGGAGUUAAGUCCGUAGAUCUGUAUUUGUAACUGAUUGGGCAUUUUAUCGUGAAAUAUCUAUAAAUUUUGCAUUAUUUACUGUAAUUCUACAAUUAAUUUCAGCUGUAUUGACAUAAAUUAAUGAUAUGAAAAGAUAAAAAUGCUAGUAGAAAAGUUUACUUUUUUAAAACACUUAGAAAUUCCUGCUACAUCCUAUUACAUAUAUCAUAUUAAUGGUUGUUAAUUUCCUGUCUUUUACACUACUACAUGGCUUUAAUUUUGGCAUAUUGCAAAUAAAUAAGAAUAUAUUUAUGGA
Messenger RNA from Schistocerca americana (American grasshopper), 2990 nucleotides. RefSeq lists its product as uncharacterized. The record is from RefSeq and is a predicted model, not a curated record. Bases 29 to 856 code for a protein of 275 amino acids. Gene Ontology annotation, molecular function: growth factor activity; Toll binding. Gene Ontology annotation, cellular component: extracellular region. Gene Ontology annotation, biological process: regulation of Toll signaling pathway; central nervous system formation; innate immune response. The transcript has a single exon. Lineage: Eukaryota; Metazoa; Arthropoda; Insecta; Orthoptera; Acrididae.